AAAGUAGGAUGAAAUGUUAAAUGCGUGACUAGUACGGAAUUUCAUUGGCUCGAAAUUUGCUUACGCUUCGUGGAAUAAAAAAAUACUCCUAUCUAUUUCUUGGUGCAAUCACAUGGUAGACCAUUUACUUCAAUUAGCAAAAAAAUGGGAUGUGUUUCCUUUGACUUGUCCGGAAUAGCAUGUACUAUCUAGCAAACCAAACUAUCACAUCAAUUUCACACUAUUGAGUAUCAGCUGUUGCUUUAUCCGUGAUAGGAUUGCUUGCCUGGAUCGUACAGCAGCUCUUUAAGCCUCCACGGUGUCAGAGGUGAUCCGGUGGGAUCCUGUUUGUGACUAGGGCAAAUCGCAGCCGGUAGCUCGAUUAGGAAGGGCGAAAUUUGCAUUAUUUAUUCACAAUGUAAAGCUUUGGUUGCACCACAUUAAUGCUUGCUUGGGCGUGUUUUGUCGGUAUUUGAUCCGACAGAUGGUGCUGGCUGUGGCGCUACAAGUUCCUUCUAUAGAGCUCCUGUCAUCAGGAUUUGCCGUUUUUAUUACUUGUUCCGAUGAAAGUAGGAUGCAAUGUUAAAUGCGUGACUAGUACGGAAUUUCAUUGGCUCGAAAUUUGCUUACUCUUCGUGGAAUAAAAAAAAUACUCCUAUCUAUUCUUGGUGCAAUCACAUGGUAGACCAUUUACUUCAAUUAGCAAAAAAUGGGAUGUGUUUCCUUUGACUUGUCCAGAAUAGCAUGUACUAUCUAGCAAACCAAACUAUCACAUCAAUUUCACACUAUUGAGUAUCAGCUGUUGCUUUAUCUGUGAUAGGAUUGCAUGCCUGGAUCGUACAGCAGCUCUUUAAGCCUCCACGGUGUCAGAGGUGACGACGAACACUCGGCUCUUGAAAACAGCAGCAGCAAUUCUAGUCCUUUUUAUAUCCUAAUUCCACAAGAUGUUGUACCUAUUGAAAUGGCACGGUCUAGAUUCCUCGACAUCAUCGUUGACCAUUUUAUUUGUGAGAAUGUUAUUGAGGUGGCAGAACCCUCUGCGUUAGAAUUUCUCCAGGGCAACGAUAAAUUAAACAAAAGAAAGCAACAAGAGGCCCGAUAUGAAGGUGACCCAAGGUUUGCUUUGCCCUUGAUGUAUAUAGCAAACUUGUAUGAGACUUUGGUGGGGGACGUGAAUGCACGUCUUGCUUCCUUGAUUGGAUCCCGUGAGAAAACUAUAGGGGUAGCUCUUGAAGCUGCCGGCGGCUUGUACAGGAAACUGACUCAAAAGUUCCCCAAGAAAGGGAAUUGUAGCUUCAGGAGGAGGGAGCUCGCUACUUCCAAUGCAACAAGGACAAGGUUUCCUGAACUUGUGGUACAAGAAGAAAAGCGAGUCCGUUUUGUAGUAAUCAAUGGUUUGGUAAUCAUAGAGAGACCUAGUAAUAUGAGAAUGGAGGACGCAGAAUGGUUCAAAAGAUUGACCGGGCGAAAUGAAGUGGCCAUUUCAUCAAGAGAUUACAAAUUCUACUCACCUCGGCAUAAGAACAGGCGUACCCCGCUGCCAGCAUAUGACAUUGAUGGCACAUCCGUUUUGUCAGAGGACGAGACUUCUCCACUGGUUUGUUCUUCAGGAUUUCGUCCACCAAUUGAGAUGCAAAACCAAGAGCAGGCGUCAUCGAAGCAACACACCGAGCAGAUAGAAAGUCAGCCGUACCUGCACUUCCUUGAUCAAACAGAGCAUGGCACCAUCCAGCAAAACCAACAUACCAGUUCUCAGUUCCCCCUGAUUCAUCCACUCGCAUCGGCCUCAAAUCUGCCAGAUAACCCCCUGCAUUACCACUCUUAUUUAUCUCCGCAUGUAUCUUCCAUGCAAGCUGGAGUACAUGGCCAUCUUGGAGGGCGAGCGAAUAUUCUUCCAAGCAGCCCUGCAAAGUUUUGUGACGAGUGUGGCUCUCCAUAUCUAAGGGCAACAUCCAAGUUCUGCUCAGAGUGUGGCACCAAGAGGCUAGGGAUCUAAUUUGUUUGAUGCGUAAUUAGGGAUCCUUUUUGUUGGCUCCCAGUUGCAUGGAGGUUUUCAGCUCACCAUUACUUGAGCCGGCCAUGAUAUUGCUGAAUCUUUUAGAUAGUGGUUGGUUAGAAACUUAGAAUAUGCGUACUUUGAUUGUUGGACUUUGAGUUUGAACCUGAGCUCACCUGCUUCCUUUCAAAGUAGGUUUUUGACGCAGACAUGGAUGAAUGCAGAGCUGAUGUAAGCGACUCCGAACUAUUGUGUAUAUACUCCCCCCUUGCUAUAAUAUAGUGCAUAUUCAACUUUGACUAA
Molecule: messenger RNA, 2278 nt
Organism: Lolium rigidum
Lineage: Eukaryota; Viridiplantae; Streptophyta; Magnoliopsida; Poales; Poaceae
Exons: 8
Coding region: 806-1975 (389 amino acids)
Source: RefSeq, a predicted model, not a curated record